AGUGAGCACAUUUUAGAGUUGCGCCGGAUUCUGAAUGUUCAAAUUUCCCACUGACAUAUAAGACAGCGUAGCUCCAUCACGACCCCGUCGCCACCUCAACUUUCUUUUUUUGUUCUUCCUGGGGGUUGAAUCACUCGUCUACAAUCGCAAGUGGAACCAGGAGAGGAAAACCUAUAAGAUCUGAACGAUAUUUUUUUUAAAAAAGGAAAGAAACUGCCAUGAAGUUGUCUGUAAUUCGUAGUGCCUGUUGCAGCCUUCGCGCAACCCCAACCCGUCCGGGAAGUACGAUCAGCGGCUUGUCGCGGAGAUGGCCACCUUUGGGUCCUGCCAUUAGUCGUUUGAACAUCAGAACUACAAGCGCGACUGCCGGCGGCGGUGCCAACCCGAAAUUAGCCGUCAGCUUUGGGAAACAGUCCCCAAAAGAUGAUGGGUUUGAAUACGACAGUUCUUUGAGGGAAGUUGUUCAGAGCACCAAGGAGGCAAUGGUGGCUCUGCGGGGAAGAAAUCCAGCAAUCCAACCAUUGUUAGCCAUUAUACAGGCAGGUGAAGAUGACAGCUUGUUGGAAAUCAAUGCGAAGAUGGCAGGAAGGAUUGGCUUAAAUGUCACUCAGAUUUGUUUGACAAAGGACUGCAGUGAAGACGAAAUUGUAGAGGAGGUGUUGAAGCUGAAUGAAGACCCCAGGGUGCAUGGAAUCUACCUCCACCUCCCCCCUGCUUCCCUCACUUGUCGAGUGCUUAACACGCUCAAACCCGAGAAGGACAUUGAUGGGAUAUCAGAUUUGAACAUGGGCCGUCUGGUACGAGGUGACCUGAGCUCAGGCUUUGUGCCACCCUUAGCCAGCGCUGUCCUUGAUCUGCUGGAGAAACAUGAUGCUCCUUUGGAAGGGAAGUCUGUGGUGUUGGUUGGAGGAGAGGAACCCCUUGGGGUGGCCCUGCAGUGCCUGAUUGAAAGAAGUGGAAUGGUUGCUUUCAAGAGUCAUUGGAGCUCCAAGAGCCUACAAAAACAGUUGAUGCAGGCAGAUGCUGUGGUCCUGUUAGGAGAAGGGAGUACGGAUGUCCCACCCACCUGGGUUAGACCGGGAGCUGCUGUCAUUCGCUGUGAGCCCACCCUGGAGACAGGUGAAAUGUCCUCAAAGUCUGGGUUAGGAUACAUCACAGCAGCCUACAGAACAAAGAAUGUGGUGCGUAGUUGCAGUCGGUGGCUCCAGGAGCAGCAGUACCAACCCUGGCAUCUGCGUCCCCUCAAACUGCAGCCCCUGACCCCUGUACCAAGUGACAUAGAGAUAUCCAGAGCACAGACGCCCAAGCCAGUGGACCAGCUGGCUGAGGAGAUCGGUUUGCUGCCAGAAGAGCUCGAAGCGUAUGGCAGGAGCAAAGCUAAAGUCCGACUCUCCCUGUUAGACCGCCUCCACACACAGCCUGAUGGAAAAUAUGUACUGGUUGCUGGUAUAACUCCCACCCCACUGGGUGAAGGUAAAAGCACCGUCACCAUUGGUCUAGUUCAGGCACUGUCUGCCCACCUUAAGCUCAACUCCUUCGCCUGCCUCCGACAGCCUUCCCAAGGACCCACCUUCGGGGUUAAAGGGGGAGCUGCAGGAGGGGGAUAUGCUCAGGUCAUCCCUAUGGAGGAGUUCAACCUCCAUCUGACUGGUGACAUUCAUGCCAUCACGGCAGCCAAUAACCUGGUGGCAGCAGCCAUCGAUGCCAGGAUGCUCCAUGAGGCAACACAGUCAGACAAGGCUCUGUUCAAUAGACUGGUCCCUUCAGUGAAUGGAGUCAGGAGAUUUUCACCCAUUCAGAUCUCCAGGCUGCGACGUUUAGGGAUCAAUAAAACAGACCCAGCGUCUCUCACACCCCAGGAAGUCAGCACAUUUGUCCGUCUUGACCUUGACCCCGCCAAGAUCACCUGGCAGAGAGUCGUUGACACAAACGACCGUUUCUUGAGGAGGAUCACGGUGGGGCAGGCCAGCACCGAGAAAGGACAGAUCAGAGAGACUGGGUUUGACAUCGCUGUGGCCAGCGAGAUCAUGGCCAUCCUGGCUCUGGCAGACAGCCUGGAGGACAUGAAAAACAGACUGGCGCGCAUGGUGGUGGGGACCAGCCGCUCCGGACAGCCCGUCACCGCUGAGGACCUGGGCGUGAGCGGAGCACUGGCCGUGUUAAUGAAAGAUGCCAUCAAGCCCACGUUGAUGCAGACCCUCGAGGGUACGCCAGUGUUUGUCCAUGCUGGGCCCUUUGCCAACAUCGCCCAUGGCAACUCCUCGGUGCUGGCAGACAAGCUGGCUUUGAAGUUGGCUGGACGGGACGGCUUCGUGGUUACAGAAGCUGGUUUUGGAGCAGACAUCGGGAUGGAGAAGUUCUUCAACAUCAAAUGUCGUGCGUCAGGGCUGCGGCCAAAUGUGGUGGUGCUGGUCGCAACUGUCCGAGCGUUAAAGAUGCAUGGCGGUGGCCCAAAUGUCUCAGCCGGCGCACCCCUUCCCAGAGAGUACAUUGAUGAGAAUCUGAGCCUAGUUGCGGGCGGUUGCCAUAGCAACCUCAGGAAACAGAUCCAAAUAGCACACCUGUUUGGUGUACCGGUGGUGGUGGCCCUCAAUGUCUUCAAGACAGACACACAGGCAGAGAUCGACCUUGUGUGUCAGCUGGCAAAAGAGUGUGGAGCGUCUGACGCUGUGCCGUGUCACCACUGGGCGCAGGGCGGGCGAGGCUCCUUGGAGCUGGCCCAAGCUGUGAAUGAAGCUGCUAGCAGACCCAGCAGCUUUCAGUUCCUGUACAACAUCGAGAUGCCAAUAGUGGAGAAGAUCAGAACAAUUGCCCAGAAAGUGUAUGGAGCUGAUGACAUUGAGCUGUCACCGGAGGCCAAAGCCAAGAUAGAUUACUACAAUCAACAGGGCUAUGGUUCAUUGCCCAUCUGCAUGGCCAAGACUCACCUGUCCCUGUCUCACAUGCCUGACAAGAAGGGUGCACCAACUGGAUUUGUUUUGCCAAUCAGAGAUGUCCGUGCCAGCAUCGGGGCCGGCUUCAUCUACCCACUCGUGGGAACGAUGAGCACCAUGCCUGGUCUGCCAACCCGACCGUGUUUCUACGACAUCGACCUCGACCCUCUCACAGAAGAGAUCACUGGGCUCUUCUGAGCACGCUCCAAUUAAACUAUCUAUAUAGGUGUUCUCUCUUGCACUCUUGAUACAUAAAACAUUACAUGAAACAUACGAUUCAGGUCACCUGCAGGAGCGUUCCUUGUAUCAUAUCAAACAUUUUCCAAGCAGUCUUUGUCUACUUAAUUCCUAACACGAGACUUUAUUUCCUCCCUGUGGUUUUUAGUUUACGACCUCAUUCACUCAGUGCCAAGGCUCCAGUCCGUGAGGUUACACUCUACUCACAUACACACACAGUUCAAGUCAUCAUCCUGUCUUUUUUUCCCAGGCUCCCUCAGCUCCAUGCACACACCAUCAGAGGCAUCCACCCCCUCCACCUUUGACAGGAAAUGCUGUCUCACUCUUCUCGGCAACCCAUAUUCUCCCCACGUCACAGUAACUUGUUCACUGGAGCAUUAGCUUUACGCUAUGUUUGCACAGUUUGUGUGAUAUGCCAAAGAUCACUGAUUACAUCCAUGUUGUAUACCAGUACGCUGUACGUUUAUGUUUGUGACCUUUCUGUACCGUGUUUUUUCUGUGUUAUGGAAGAGUCAUUUUAAAUAUUAAGUUUUACUUUGUUGUUGACUUUAGUUUUCUCCGGUUUUUUUUGGUGGGAAAAAAGUAACUCAAACGUCUUAUAUUGGUGCUCCUUAUGUGUUUUCUUUAUAUAUACAUGUUAAACCUGCAGUGCAGAGCUUUGCAGAACUCGCCUCCUUCUGACAAUGUGAGAAAUCACACAAACACUAAUGUCGUACUUAUGACACUAUAGGGUCCACCCUGCUGUUAUUGGCUGUAGCCUACUCUGUCACUGUGAUUGUUCCUCCCUUCACCUCUGACAAACCAUUCCACUUUGGGGAAGUCAUCAGAAACUCCAGAUGUUAAAACGAUAUACUGCGACAUAUAGAGAGAUUUAUUAAUUCAUCUGGUGGUGAUGGGCUUAAUCAGCACGUGAACUCAUUUGAGAAGAGCUUGAAUGGGAUGCAUGUUCAUUUAUGUAUAAAAGUUCUGCACUGCAGGUUUUUAGUUGAAAUGGAUUCAGCUUGUGUAUUUAUUAACUAAAUUGCUAUUGUACGCACAAAAAGCCAUUAUGGUACUUUACGUACCCUCUAGUGUCAUAACCUGCUGUAUGCUCUGAAUGUCCAAGCUGCCAUAGUAAGUGAGUGAAAAUCACUACAAGUUACACAAGUUAGGAUUUUUUGGGUGGAAUUUUGUUCAGUUGUUACAUUUAUGCUUUGAAAAAGAUUGGACUUAAUUGUUUUAGUUUUACCAGAGGUGGUAAACCGCCUAGAUCCUGAUGGAUCUCACCGUAAGUUCAGUUACCUUAAAGAGACAGUUCACCUCAAAAUACAUCUUUUCCUUCUCACCGUUUAGGGCUAUUACUGUAUGAGUUUUCAAAACGUCAGCUGUAGAGAUAUCGGCCUUGAAUAUAACAGCACAUGAUGGCACUCGCGUUGUGGUGCUCAAAAUGCAGCGCUCAAACAUACAUUAGAAAAACUCUACAGCAUUGUCUCUUUCCAGAUAUCGCGACCCGGUCACUCAAGCUGAUCCACAAACAUUGUUAUCAGCAGUUUUAUGGAGGAGCUAGUUUUUCAUUCUACCAUAUUGAAGGAAGUGUGUAUCUGCUCAUAGAUGAGAGGCUCAUGCUUGUGACAGGGAAGGGGUGUAAACAUUAAUGACUCCAUGGCUGAGCUGCAACAUUAGCUAACCGAGUUAGCAAGUCUGUCUCCAAAUCUCUAAAACUUUGUAUUUUGGGAUAAACUGUCUCUUUGGUAGCUCAUUAAAUAAAUUGCAUUUCCUGUGUGAAAUGGCCCUUCAGCUAUUUUCUCUGAAAGUUAAUGCAUUAUAACGUUCACAAUACCUUUAUGUUUUAGAGGUAGGAGAGAUGGUCUUAAUUUCCAGCAAAGUCAAUCAAUUUCAAACUCAUGUUGUGGCUGCUUUCCUUCCAGAUGGCUGAAUGUAAAACUGUUCUUACAACGUCAGCUAAAAUGUUACUGCACUAUCUAAAACAAAUUUUGUACAGCCAGUGUGGCACUAACGCAGGUUUGCUUUGGGAAAAAAAAAAUCUGUAUUGUUCUCAGUAACAAUAAUUGCAGGUCAAACUUUUUGGUUCUCAGAUAUGUCAAAAGUCUAUGCCUUUUUUUCAAAUUAAACCUUUUAUUUACUCCAAAA
Scatophagus argus is the source of this 5300-nucleotide messenger RNA. It is a transcript of the gene mthfd1l, whose product is annotated as methylenetetrahydrofolate dehydrogenase (NADP+ dependent) 1 like. Gene Ontology annotation, biological process: tetrahydrofolate interconversion. The transcript has 27 exons. The record is from RefSeq and is a predicted model, not a curated record. NCBI's taxonomy places the organism in Eukaryota, Metazoa, Chordata, Actinopteri, Scatophagidae. Bases 219 to 3131 code for a protein of 970 amino acids. Gene Ontology annotation, molecular function: methenyltetrahydrofolate cyclohydrolase activity; methylenetetrahydrofolate dehydrogenase (NADP+) activity; formate-tetrahydrofolate ligase activity. Gene Ontology annotation, cellular component: cytosol.